Molecule: messenger RNA, 2193 nt
Organism: Nematolebias whitei (Rio pearlfish)
Lineage: Eukaryota; Metazoa; Chordata; Actinopteri; Cyprinodontiformes; Rivulidae
Gene: gnsb
Product: glucosamine (N-acetyl)-6-sulfatase (Sanfilippo disease IIID), b
Exons: 13
Coding region: 132-1685 (517 amino acids)
Biological process (GO): glycosaminoglycan metabolic process
Molecular function (GO): glycosaminoglycan binding; N-acetylglucosamine-6-sulfatase activity
Source: RefSeq, a predicted model, not a curated record
AUCACGUGACCCCGCACUCCCACUUCCUUAAACCUCAGUGUGUCCGGUUCCACACGCCCGGACCGAGUCGAACAGAAGUCGCGGUUCGGGGAAGCAGCAGGACCACAGGUUAAAGAGCCAGGCUGGACCGAAUGUCAGGACCGAGCAGAGGAGCCGGAGCCGCGGGGCCCCGGCGCGGUGGAGGCCCCGCACUGCCCGCAGCGCUGCUCGCGCUGCUGCUCACCUGCUGCGUCAGGUGCGCGGCCAGCGCCACGAGCAACAUCAUCCUGGUGCUCGUCGACGAUCAGGACGUUCAGCUGGGGGGGAUGAUACCUAUGAAGAAAACAAAAGAAACUAUAGGAGAUGCAGGAGCAACAUUUCUGAAUGCUUUUACCAUCACGCCACUGUGCUGCCCCAGCAGGAGCAGUAUUUUGACGGGUCGGUACCCCCACAACCACGAGGUGAGAAACAACUCCCUGUCAGGGAACUGCUCCAGCCUUCUGUGGCAGAAAGGCCCUGAAGCAGAGGCUUUCCCCGUCUACCUCAGCAAGCAGAACUACCAGACGUUCUUUGCCGGGAAGUAUCUGAAUCAGUACGGUAACAAGGAUGCAGGAGACGUCAGUCAUGUUCCACCUGGCUGGGAUCAGUGGAAUGCACUGGUGGGAAACUCCCAGUACUACAACUACACACUUUCAGUGAACGGGAAAGCAGAACAGCACAAUGACAGUUAUGAGAAGGACUACCUGACGGACCUCAUUCUGAACCGCUCGCUCAGCUUCUUGGACGAGCGGAGUCCUCAGCACCCGUUCUUCAUGAUGCUGGCACCUCCAGCCCCUCAUUCCCCGUGGACGGCAGCACCUCAGUACCAGGACAAAUACAACAAUGUUCAGGCACCUCGAGACGGCAGCUUUGACAAACCAGGGAAGGACAAACACUGGCUGCUGCGUCAGACCGUUAACCCCAUGCCCAAUAGCUCCGUCGUCUUCUUGGAUAAUGCUUACAGAAGAAGGUGGCAGUCGCUGUUAUCUGUGGACGACAUGGUGGAGACGCUGGUGAAGAAACUUGGGAGCAUUAACGAGCUGGACAACACGUACAUCUUCUACACGUCAGACAACGGCUAUCACACAGGUCAGUUUUCUCUCCCCAUUGAUAAGAGGCAGCUGUACGAGUUUGACAUCAGGAUCCCGCUCCUGGUCCGAGGUCCAGGCAUCAAACCGAACCAGACGUUGAAGGCUCCGGUGCUGAACAUCGACCUUGGUCCCACCAUAUUGGACAUAUCUGGUGUCAACCUGUCCACUGUCAAUAUGGAUGGACAGUCUUUCCUCUUUCAGAUGGCUCCUUCACUGCGGAAUGGCACAGCAAGGCCAUAUUUCCUCGUUGAGUACACUGGAGAGGGAAAUCCAGUAUCGGACCCCUACUGUCCAAAACUGGGAUCUGGAGUAUCUCAAUGUUUUCCAGACUGUGUGUGUGAGGAUGCCUACAACAACACAUACGCCUGCGUCAGGACUCUGGACAAAGAUCAGAACCUGCAGUACUGCGAGUUUGCAGACAGUGAGUCUUUUGUAGAGAUGUACAACAUGUCAUCAGACCCAUACCAACUAGAAAACAUUGUGAAGAAGGUGGAACCGUCCAUCUUGCAGAUGAUGAACCAGCGGCUCAUAAAGCUUCAGUCCUGUGUGAACAGCAGCUGCCGGAACUACAUCUGAGCAGCUGCUGCCUCCUUACAAUGUGACUGUCAGUUUGCAAGCACCAAGACGUUUAGACUUGUUUUAAAAGGGAAUAAACACACAUUUAGUAAAAGACGUUGUGGCUGAGUUCCACUUAGUUGUUUGAUUUUAGGCUCCAAGUAUUGUGCAAAAUGAAAAGGUUGUUUUCUGUAUUCAGAAACAUCUUCAUUAUAAUGUAAAAGUCGAGCUUACGUAAAAAAAAAAAACAUUCCUUUUGUUCGUGGAGCACAUUAGCUUAGUCUGAAAACCAGGAAGUGAAAUCAUUAGCUUCGUGAGGAUAAAAUGAAAUAAGUGUGUUGGUUAUUUUGCACAGAAGCAGUAACAUACAGAGGAUGAAUCAAACUAAAGAGCCUUUAGUUGGUUUUACAUUCAGUCACAAAAACAUUUAGCUUCAACUUUUCCCCUUUUUGACAAGUCAAAAUGUCCGCUGCCUGUCUGAGAUGUGCGCGUUCAUCUCAUACUUUUGAGUUUAAAAUAUUUUCAGUUA